Messenger RNA from Hyaloperonospora brassicae, 1374 nucleotides. The record is from the annotation of a GenBank genome assembly. Lineage: Eukaryota; Oomycota; Peronosporomycetes; Peronosporales; Peronosporaceae.
AUGGGGCAAAGUGAGGGACCGGUAGAGGUUCCCAGUAAUGGUACAGUGUGGCAAAGUGACGGACCGGCAGAGAUUCCCAGCAAUGCCUCAACGCCCCGCAGCGAUGUGCUGGUGAGCGUUCGGUCGGUGCUGGAAGACGAGCCACUGCUGGUGCAAAAAGAGCUGACGGUCGACGAAGAGGACGAAGCGGACGAAGCAGUGGAGGAGACUGCACCGGUACUUGCGCCUGCUGCCAAAGUGUUCUUCUUGGACGGCAUUCGUGGCCUGGCCGCUAUCUUAGUCGUCACGCAGCACUCGCACGAGUACAUGCAGGACCUGAACUUGGGCGCCAUUGCCGUCGACUCGUUCUUUGUCCUGUCGUCGUUUCUGCUCACGUGGCUCUUUAUGCGGAAGAGCAUUCGCCUGCUCGAUGCCCGAGCCGGAGCGCGCACGUGGCUCUUCGCCGUGGCCGACUACCUGUCGAGACGCUUUUUCCGCGUGUAUCCGCUGUUUGCUAUCACGUGCAUCGUGCUGUGGUGCAUGACCGACGCCGAUAAGGACAACUACUACCUGGUCAAAGGCACUGGAAGCUACGACCUGCUCAAGACCCUGACGUUCGAGUUUCACCACCGGUACCACGUCUUUUGGACGCUCCCGCUCGAGAUCACGUACUACUUUAUCAUUCCAGUGUUUGUGCUCGUGACGCUCGCCCUGCGGAAGUUCUGGUGGGUCCCCUUCGUCCCGGCCUACUGCUGGGUUGUCUACGAAGGCUGGAACGAGUACCGCACGAGCCACGCGCCGUUCCGUCCGCACAUUCCGACGUUCCUGGCAGGAUCGAUGGCGGCCGUGAUUUUCCUCAAGCUCGACACGUGGAUGAAGGCCAAUGAGUUCGAGUUCCGGCUGGUCCACAAAGUCGUGCUGCGUGCGAUUGAGUUCACGGCGAUUGCUCUGUUUCUCAGCAUCGCCUUCCGCGGCCUCUUCUUCAUUUGGGUGCACGCAAACAUAGCGCCGACGACCCCGGGAUUCCCAUUCACGAGUGUGCUCUUGACGAUAAUUAUCGUGUCCGAGAUGCUGCUACCGUCGUCGGUGUCGUCCGUCUUCGGGUGGAGCGUCUUGCGCCAUUGGGGCAAGAUCAGCUUCUCCGUCUACCUGCUGCACACGUUUGUUAUCUCGAACAAGAGCGUGAACCACCAGUCGAAUUACUACUGCCGACUCUUCUCCCGCUUCGGACUGAUCUGUGUGCUGGCUACGACUUCGUACUACGUGGUCGAGUACCCGUCUCAACUAGUGGCAAAGCGCGUCACGAAGGCUCUCAGCGCGCAGGAAGCAAAGGGCUAUAAUUACGCCUUACCGAGUCAGUGUGAUGAUGAUGCAGGCAAACCUGCGGACAAAUAA